AGCGGGCGCGGCCGGGGCUGCGGGCGCAGACCCAGCCUACCGGGGGGAAGCCACCACCUCCGAGGCCAGGAAGCCGUGGGGUGUGUGUGUGUGCUCGGUGCCUGCUCACAGCCGGCUGCUCCUCAGGGAGCGGGGUGCUGGAAAUGUGCGGGAGGCCCUGACUGGGACUUGCUGUGGGAUAAGGAAUGGAAUUCUGCAGGGAGGAGAGCAUGGUUGGAUCCCUGCGCUCCACGCUCACCGGGUUUUGAGUUCCUGCAAGGAUGGAAAAUCCCCCUGCUUUGGGAUAAGCUGCCCUGUUCCUGCCUCAUGCUGAAAGCUCCCACCUUGAUUCCAACUUCACACCAGCUCCCGGCCGUCAAACCUUGCUAGAACUUUGUCUGCUCAACUCCAGAGCCUGCUGAGCUCUGCCCUGCUCCUGCAGCCCGUGAUUCCAUCACUCUAAUGAGCUGAACGAGCCCAGCGAGGAGCUCCAGGCUCUGUGUAACACACCGGCCCUGUUGCAGAGCUCAGCCCUGCAGUGGUGCUGCAAGCGGCUCCCCAUGGCUGCAGCCAGCAGUGAGGGGACAGCAGGGACCCAGCUGCUGCCAGCUGGCACUGCCCUGGCCCUGCUUGGUGGCCUGGUCUACCUGGGCACCCUGUGUGCUGCCUGCAAACGGAAGGGCAGGAAGAAGGUCGCUCCCAACGGGGUGAAGCUCGUGGAUGAGGCCCUGCUGUGCCAGACACAGCUGCGGUCACUCAGCAAGUCGGACACGAAGCUGCACGAGCUGUACCGGGUGAAGGUCAGAGAGGAUGUCCAGCGUCCGGCCAGCCUGGAUCUCCCCGGUCCCGCGGCCCCUGGAGGAGAAUCCCUGCACAGCUCUGGCCUCCUGCACCGUGAGCUGCCCCAGAUCCCCGUCCCUGAGCCCCCGGCCACUUCCCCAGCCCCUGACCAGACCUACUCCAACCUGCUCUUCAGCCCGCUGCGGAAACCAGCGCCAGACGCUGUCUAUGAGUGCCUGGCCGUGGGGGGAGAGGGCACCCCGGUGCCCCCCAUGCCAGCUGGCACCCAGCUGUCCCCUCCACGGGCCGUGCCUGGGGCAGCUGACUAUGCCUGUGUCCAUAAAGUGAAGAAGGCAGUGUCGGUGGAGGUGCAGGAUGGGGCUGGGGCAGGACCCUCCGGAGCACAGCACUGCUGGCAUGGCACAGAGAGUGCCCCUCAUGCCAAGCUGGAGGAGAUGUACUCGACGGUGUGCAAAGCCACCAAGAAGAAAUCCCAGGCCCCUGCAUCAACCCCGAGGGCUGUGAAGGAAGCGGGGUCCGGGUGGCCGCCCCCCUGCCAGCAGGAGGGGUCCCCAGCAGCCCCAGGUCCCCCUGACCCCUGUUACGAGUCCAUCAACGACAGAGCAUGGCCUGCUCAGGCCCGUGGCCCCGAGCCUGACUAUGAGGCUGUGGACAUGAACUGGAAGAAGGCAGCAAAACGGGACAAGCCGGGGAAGGCCUGUGUCCCCGAGAACCUGUAUGAGAGCGUGGUGGAUGUCUGGGCAGGGGCGUCCCGGAAAGCCUCUGCCCGGACAGCAGCCAAUGGGCUGGAGGUGUACAUCACCAACCUAUAGCCCCCAGGGCCAGGGGCAGUGCCACAGGGAGGUCCCACCUGGCUGGACACCGUCGGGUGCCAAAGGGACAGGUGCCAGCAGCCCUGUGCCCACCAAGCCCUGUGCCCACCAAGCCCUGUGCCCUGCACUCACUCUCUGUUUAUAUUUUCUGUUACUUUUCUACGAGUGUCCUUGUCCCACCCCAGCCCAGCUGCUGCCAGCAGCUUGAUGGUGGCAUGUCCCCAGAUGGGCAUUUGGGGGUGCUGGGUGUGACCCCAGUGAGACAGGGCUGGCACCAAGAUGGGAACAGGGUGGGGACCAGUCACAUUUUGGGGUGGGGGGUGAUGGGGCUGCAGCCAGCCCCAUGCCUUGGGCUGCAGGAUCAGACUCCCAUCAGGAGGUUUCUGCCGUGACUGAGGGUCUCUGUCCUCCUCACACUGCCUGGGGGAGACCAGGGCCCCCUCCAGCCCCCCGUAAGCCCUGAGGAGCUUUGCUCCCCUCACAGAAUGCCCCUUGUUAUGGGGAGAUGGGGUCAGCCAUCACUGAAUCACUGAAUUCAUCACUGAAUUCAGGGAUCACUGAAUCCAUCUCCUCACCCUGUACAGGACAACACAGAAAUUUCACUGGUGUGGGCUGUGGGCUCUGCUCCAUUCCCACCCUUUCAGACCCAUGCUAGGGUGUCUCCAUGGGCAGCCCUCUCCCAAACACCAUUAAAAGGC
Messenger RNA from Passer montanus (Eurasian tree sparrow), 2290 nucleotides. It is a transcript of the gene LIME1, whose product is annotated as Lck interacting transmembrane adaptor 1. NCBI's taxonomy places the organism in Eukaryota, Metazoa, Chordata, Aves, Passeriformes, Passeridae. Bases 540 to 1592 code for a protein of 350 amino acids. The record is from RefSeq and is a predicted model, not a curated record. The transcript has 7 exons. Gene Ontology annotation, biological process: T cell receptor signaling pathway; B cell receptor signaling pathway.